CAACACCUGAGUGUGAGCAUUCGAUGAAAGCGGCCACUGCGCGACACCUCAGCGCACACACUCCAAGCCGCUGCUGCUUGCCUCGGACCCUGUCGUUCAGAGCUCAGCCGCCAUCGCCGCCGCGGCCGUCAACAUGGCUACUCGCUACUCUGCUUCGAGACAACUCAACCUCCGCCCGUCGAUCCCCUCGCUCUCUCCUUGACCAGACAACUCCCAACCCAGCGACCACACACUACGAGCCCUCGCCGAGCUACCCGUCCAUUUCACUGAAACCCUACCCGUCCAAUGUCCAGGCCAGCAUCAAUCGGGACCUGUCAAGCACCCGUCCCCCACCACUCGAAACACCUCCACCUCUAAAACGCACCGACUACGAUGACGGCGAGAUCCCCUUGCGCGAUAAAGCACAACGGCUCUUCCGAGUCGGCAAGGCUUAUCUGACAUUCUACAAGACGGGCUUCAAGAGCAUCUGGAGCAAUUAUAAAGAGCUUCGAGCCAUCCACGCCCGACUCGGGACCAGCAAGCUCGAGAACAUUAUCAAAUAUGGCAGUGCAGAUGCAGUCACUGAUCAGAAGAAUGAAACCCGCAAGUCUGAGGCUGAUGUCAAGCGUGCCACUUCGCAAGCAGGCGACAGGAACGGCCAUUCAACGCCGACGGUAACCCGACGAGACUACCAACUCGCCCUACGUACCCGCCACGACCUGUAUAAACUGGUCCCCUUCUCCCUGAUAUUUGCCAUCUGCGGUGAGUUCACGCCACUGGUCAUCCUGGCCAUCGGAUCCGCCGCGGUCCCAUAUCCAUGCCGCAUUCCAGCACAAGAACAGCAAGAUUUCCUGCGACCGGUGAAGAUCCAGCCACGGGUCGAUGAAGCUGCCAAACGCAUACCCGAGUCCAACUCCAACUCAAAUACCGAGCAGGUAGAGUGGAAGCAAGAAUUCAUAGACGCCCACCGCCUGCAUCUGAACCCAUUGCUCACCCCCAUCCCGGUGAUCGGUCCUCUCUGGCACAGACUCUACUCUGGGCCCCGAUUACGCCGGCAUUGCGACGAAGUCCUAUGCGACACGAUCCUGAUUCGACGCGAAGGCGGCUUCGACAAACUUUCUCCGCGCGAAGUGUUCCAGUGGAGUCUGAAGUAUGGCCUACGCACGCUGACAGAGUACAUGGACGACUUAAAGCGCCAGGGGAAGCCCCUUGACCCGGACUCGCCAGAGCUGAAGAAGAUACUGCUUCCGCUAGUAGAGGCGGAGGCGGAUUACAUUCUCAAUGUCGAUUGGAGGCGGGUCAAGCCCGAGGAUCAGUGGCGGGCUGUGUUCAGACCUCAAGGACCGGCUAAAGUUGUAACGCCUGACGAUCGACAUCUUAUGAGUCGAUGAUGCGAGUCGUGUCUUCGGGCCGCGAUAUGUAUCUGAUAUGAAGACUCAUUGUAGUGUACACACUAAAGAACUGUAUUCUAGCUGGGCCUUUGAACUUCUGUCAGGCAAAGAGCUUUCCUG
Messenger RNA from Exophiala xenobiotica, 1490 nucleotides. RefSeq lists its product as uncharacterized. NCBI's taxonomy places the organism in Eukaryota, Fungi, Ascomycota, Eurotiomycetes, Chaetothyriales, Herpotrichiellaceae. The record is from RefSeq and is a predicted model, not a curated record. Bases 24 to 1370 code for a protein of 448 amino acids. The transcript has a single exon.